AUGUUUAGUUGGAUAUUUGAUACUUAUGGAAACAUGUUUGUUGGUGAAUGGAUGAAUCAUCGAGUUGUAAAAUUUGACUUACAGAAAGAUUCUUGUUCUAAUGUUCCACCAACGAUUCAAGCGGUACAUUCAUCGAUCUUAACAGACAAUCAUCCAACGUUUUCACGUACUAAAUUACAUCCUUCAAAUUAUUAUUAUGAAGCUAUAGAAGUGGUUGUAAAUAACAAUAGCUUCUAUAUCCUUACUGCUAAUAGUAGCGCUGAUCUCUAUGGUCAUGUAUAUAAACAUCAUUUUGAUCGACUUACUCCUAUGCAAAACCUAAUUGCAUGGCAUGGCAAAUGUUGUAAUAAGGAUCAGUUUAAAUUUACGCUUGAACUUUUAAGCAAUGAAACGUAUAUCUUAGUUGUAACAACGUACAAUCCAAACGUAACAGGCCCAUUCUCAAUCACCAUAUUUGGGUCGAAUCAAGUUCAUCUUAAAAACAUAAGUGAGUAA
This is a messenger RNA of Adineta ricciae, 495 nucleotides long. The record is from the annotation of a GenBank genome assembly. Lineage: Eukaryota; Metazoa; Rotifera; Eurotatoria; Adinetida; Adinetidae.